Messenger RNA from Phyllotreta striolata, 3024 nucleotides. NCBI's taxonomy places the organism in Eukaryota, Metazoa, Arthropoda, Insecta, Coleoptera, Chrysomelidae. The record is from the annotation of a GenBank genome assembly.
UUGUCUAUAUGUGAGACCGUUGAGCUCUGAAAAUUUUAUGGGAAAACCAACUUAAAAUGUGAAAAAAAAUGUUUAGACAGACACAUCCUGACAAUUCAAUCUUGGGAUAUAUUUAGUUUUGUUUUCUCAAUUUCUCAUACGUGAACCAAGCUAAGAAAAUCCUUCGAAUCAAUUUUCUUUUAUGGAAGAUGAACUUUUUUACAAAUAUUGUUAAAAAAUAUAUAAACAAGAGCGAUAUGAAUUCUACAAUUAUGUCAAAUGAUGCAGCUAAUAAGAACGAAACUGAUUUCAAAACUAAAGUCGAGUAUCAGAAUAUUCCUUCACAUGAAUCAUCAGAAAAAAUAAUCUAUAAUUCAGGAGAAAUCAGUGAUAUCAAUAGUUAUUUAUCAUCUGACUUAAUAUGCUUGGACCAAUCAGUUAGGCAAAGCCUUGGACACAACGUAAAUCGCGAAUCUAUUUCAAGUAUCUGUGACUUUAACAACACAUUCAAUUUCAAUUCUGUUCAAACAUCAACAAUACCUUCCAACACGAAAGUUGAUACAGCAGAUCUGUUGUCAAUUACUGGAAUUGGUUCAAGAUUGUCUUUGCCAAAUAAUCCUGAUUCUAUAGAAAACUCUAUCAAUGGUUCAACUGAUCCAGAAUUUUAUUUGGCCGAAGAAAAUAACACUUUUGAAUAUAGAGGAAAAGAAAAUGGAAUAAACGAAACGUUCGGGGAAAGUGAAUAUUCUUCUGAUAUAACUAAAGAAAACAUUACUUUCGAUAAAACCUUAGAUUCUUCAACAGAGUAUGAUUCUGUAGUGGAGCCUACGUCAGAAAAUUCUCCAAGAGAUCCCACAGCAAUAUCUCCAGAAAAUACAACAAUUAUUAAAGAUUGCUCUUUGGAUUUAUCAGAUGAGAAGAGAAAAUAUCAUUCAAUUACAGAAUCUGUUGAUACGCCUUUAAAAGUACAAGGCCAAAACGAAAUUAUCGAACAGCCUUUAAUAAAAAAAUCUCCUGAAUCUCCUUUAAGAGAAAUAAAGAGUGAAGAAACAAGGCCAUCACCUGUCUUAGAAAACAACAGCAAAGAACCGAGCGCAGAACCUGCUGCAGAAGUAAAUUUAGUAUCUAGUAGUUCACCUGCUCCAGAAAUAAAGUGUAACGAACCAAGUGCAUCGCCUGUCUCACAACUAGAGAUUAAAGAGCGUAGUGAAUCGCCUGUCUUGGAAAUAAAUACCAAAGAGUCAAAUCCAGAAGAAAAGGAAGCUGAGCAAAAAUCAUUCACUGUAGAAUUUGAUUCAACUCAAGAUGAAGUCAAUGUGUCACCAUCGGAUGCAACUUUCGUAGAGGAAAACAAAGAAAUUCCAGGAGACAAUAUUGCGGCUAAUAAAACUAUAGAUAUUGACCAACCAGAUAUUGCGCCAAACAGUGACCUAGAAGCGCCAGAAGAAUUAUCAAAUAAUAUUAAGAUGACUGAUUCACUGGAGAGAUUAAAUCAACAGCAACAUGAAAUAGCUGAUUUGAAGCUGAAGCUGAACCAAGCUCAGCAACAUAACGCAUCUUUACAGCUGCAAAUUCGACAAAACGAAGAAAUUAUCAUAAAAACACAAGCGGAAGCGCUAAAGACCGAACAAAAUUAUCAACAAGAAGUUAAGCAACUUAAAGAAAAGUUAAACGAAAAUUCGAAAUUAAUAGAAAAAGACAGGAUUCACGAAUUGGAAGAGCAACUGAAGGAAUACAAAGCUAAGGAAAUGAAACUUUUGUCAGAGAUAUCACAAAAAACUAAGGAUGAUGUAAAUUAUCAAAAAAUUACCGAGCAGUAUGAAAAGAAUAUAAAUGAUAGAAUUGAUGAGAACAAAAAAUUACAAGAAGAAUGCGAUACCACUAAGACCCAUUUGGCCAAUUUGGAACUCGCUUUUUCUGAUGUUCAUUCGAAAUACGAGAAAACUAAAGCUACUUUGCAAGCUACCAAGGCCAAUGAAGAAGCACUUCAAGCAAAUUUGGAAGAUGCACAAACAACUAAUAUCCAACAUGAAGAAAGAUAUGAAUCCCUGAAGGCCCAUGCUAGAAGUCAAAUAGAAAAGUCAAAUAAAGAGAUUCAUAGUCUAAAAGAGCACCAUGAAAUUGAAGUUAAUAAGUUAAAAGCAUUUAUCCGAAGAUUGGAAAUAAAAUUAAGUUCUUUAGAACUCUCCCUUCAACAGAAAACGGAGGAGUGCGAGCAACUUUCGGCUCUUUGUGAUGAAGUGACUGGCAAAAAUGUGUCAUCAUAAACUUUGUACAAUUGCGACAUUUUAUUAUUGAUGAUAUUGGAUCAACAUAUUCAGUAUAUUUAUUACAUUAACGAAAUUGUAUACAGUAGACCUUCUAAUUGCGAUCGCUUCAAUCCUAAUAGAAAAUCUAUCGAUAACUUCCAUGUACAUGAAAAUGAUCAUUAGACAUUCAAAUAAUUAGAAUAAAAAAAAGCUUGAAUUAUUCUAAAUGUAUCUAAUCUGAUUUUUAGUAAACAAAAUUUUACCACUUUCAAACUAUAUAUUUCUUAAGAAGUUAUGUGUGAUACAAGAAAAAAUCUGUCCUUUAAUGUAUUUUUGAUAAUGAACAGUCGGCACAGUAUGUGAUAUGUGUUCUUUAAAAGAUUGAAACACUGGGUUUGAUAAGAUCACUAACUUAGUAGAUAAUUUGAGAUUCGUUUACAUUAAAAAAUUUAUAACGAAAGGCUAGACUCCUUGACAUACGUUUAUUUAUUUAGUGAACCUAAUACCAACUUACCUAUUUGUUUUAUUUGGUUUGUUUUGAAUUAUACAAAAAAUGUAAGCACUCUGGAAGUGCAUUUAAUUUUUCAAUGUGUAUUAUAAAAUGCUGUUUAACAAUAAACUAGUUGAAUUGUGGUACAGCUUUGUUGUCUAAUGUAAAAAAAUGUUACUUACUAGUUCACAUACGCAUUUUUUAUUUUUUUACUAUUUUAAAUGCUCAUUUACUUGAGUUUAUUUAUUUAUAUUUUUUGUACGAAUUGUUAAGUGACUUGAACUAAUUCUCUCUUAGUAACAUUAA